Anas platyrhynchos (mallard) is the source of this 1275-nucleotide messenger RNA. RefSeq names its product endosulfine alpha (gene ENSA). Gene Ontology annotation, molecular function: protein phosphatase inhibitor activity. Gene Ontology annotation, cellular component: cytoplasm. Lineage: Eukaryota; Metazoa; Chordata; Aves; Anseriformes; Anatidae. The record is from RefSeq and is a predicted model, not a curated record.
GUCAGACUGCCGAGGCGGCAGGGGGCGGCAGCGGCCAUUUUGGAGCAGAGAGCGGGGCCGGGCGGCGCGGAGGCAGCGCGGAGGCAGCGCGGAUCCACCGGGGUCGCCGCUCCCCGCCAUGGCCGCCCCGCUCGGCACCGGCACCCGCACGGAGGAACCCGGGCAGGAAAAACAGGACGCGCAGGAGAAGGAGCUCGCCCACCCCGAGCGAGCGGAGGAGGCGAAGCUGAAGGCGAAAUACCCCAACCUGGGCCAGAAGCCUGGAGGCUCCGAUUUCCUGAUGAAGAGGCUGCAGAAAGGGCAAAAAUACUUCGAUUCCGGCGACUACAACAUGGCCAAGGCGAAGAUGAAGAACAAGCAGCUGCCCAGCGCGGGGCCUGACAAGAACCUGGUGACGGGAGAUCACAUCCCCACGCCGCAGGACCUCCCGCAGAGAAAAUCCUCGCUUGUGACCAGCAAGCUGGCCGGGUAGCCUGCGCUCACAGGCUGUUUUAUUUUAUUUUUUUUCCCCCCGUUUUUCCUUUUUCUUUUGGUUAAUUGGAUUGAACUUCACUGUACCGUAGGGCUGGGAGCACCAGAAUCCACGUAGUUUAUGAGUAUUUACAGCAAACACACACCAAACCCUAGGAGAGGUGUCGGAGGCCGGUUUGCUGCCUUCGUUUUCACCCCGUUGGGAACCAUCCCUGCUUGCAGAGAGGAUUUUUUUUGAUUUAUUUUUUUUUUUCUCCCCUCUUGCCUUUUUGUUUCAGGCUUGAUAAACAAAACGAGGGCAGCGCCGGGGCUGCAGCCUGUGGGGCGCCACGUGCUCAGCACGCAGUCGUAGUAGGGUCAGUGGAAGGGCCCCGAGGGCUGCGCUGAUCCCAUCCCGAGCUCUGUCCCCGUUCCAGAGGCGAGGGGAGGGCGAGAGGACGCUGUUGGCUUUAGGGAUUCCCCUUGGGACAGGAGAGAAACCGCAGGAGGGAGGCAGCGGGCGGCACAGGUACGGCUUCCCUCGGGGAUGUGCCGAGCACCGGCACCACCGGGGCUGCUCUCGACGCUCACAUUUGCUGCUGGGGGGUCCGGAGAGACCCCAAAGGAGGGGAUUUCCCCUCUGUGGGGACGAGGAGCGGAGUGGGGACAGGAGAGCCACGUCCUGGGCUCCCCUCCGGUCCCUGCGUGGCCCGGUCAGGGCAGCAGCUGCGCAGCCUCCUCGUGCACCGCUGCCUGUCCCAGCUGUGUUUGUAAAUAGAUAACGAAUCGUAUAUAUAAAAAUAUAUCUAAUUUUGUACUUCUUCA